Messenger RNA from Acanthaster planci (crown-of-thorns starfish), 1785 nucleotides. Its product is annotated as CD209 antigen-like. The record is from RefSeq and is a predicted model, not a curated record. Lineage: Eukaryota; Metazoa; Echinodermata; Asteroidea; Valvatida; Acanthasteridae.
GGUAUCGUAUAUCGCCCGUAUUGACUGAGUGUUUUUAAUUUUGGAAAGGUCUUAUUGCCUAAUUCAUGAAAGAAUAAUUGAGGCAUGAAAAUGUGGAACGACUUAUUGUGAGUAUCAGCGAUCUUUCAGUAUCUUUCGGGUUCUCUUAUGUGUAAGCAGUGGGCCGUUAUGCACUGCUCAUUAUUGAAGUAAAUCAGCGUGGUACGAUUGUCAAACACAACGUAAUGAACAAUGCCCGAAUGACAAUGGCUGCUUUCAGUAUUACGCCUCGUGCCGUUUUCCUUCACCAUGAACAAAGUCAGAAAACCUGAGAGAAAAUGAUCAUCGAAGUCGCACCCAUGUACAUUUUCAACGGCCCACUCACACUUCCUGCCGCCAAGGUUAUUUAUACGCAUGCGUGCAUAAUUAUGAAUUUAUAAGGGAAGAGGUCUUUUAAUAGUGAACGUGCAAUGCCCUAAAAAAAAAAGCAACGAGAGCUCACGUCAUCGUCUGGUUGGAUCAUUUAUUGCCAUUCCACUCCCAGAUUUACAUAGGUGAAGGUAACGCGUCAUUCUAGUACUCUAAAACCUUUGGAACAAUCUGUCUAAGAGUUGCCAUGUACUUGCUCAAAAUUGUUGCCAUUGCAGCCAUCACUGCAGCGAUCAAUGCUGCAUGGGGGUCAGCCUUCUGUCCCUCUCUGCCUGCUAUGCACUGUUCCUGCCCGUCAGGGUGGCAACUGUGGAGGAAAGCGUGCUAUCGCCUCACUGAAACAAAGGUUGACUGGGAGAGCAGCAAGUCAGCUUGCCGAGAGAUGGGGGGCAAGAUGGCUGCUCCUCGCAAUCUAACGGAAAUGAAGUUCAUGGCAGAUUUGGCAAAAAAGAAUGACGGCAGGUACUACAUCUGGAUUGCUUGCAAUGACAGCGAAGUGGAAGGAAACUGGAUGUGUGACGGCCAGGAAGGGAGCAAGCCGUUCAUGGGAUGGGGACCUGGGCAGCCGGAUGAUGCUGGAGGGAAUCAAGAUUGUGCUACAAUAGCUGCUGCACAUAACGACAGUAUGGAUGACAAUAACUGUGAUUAUACACUUUACGCCGUUUGUGCUCGUCAGGCUAACUGCACGCGUCACCCAAACCAACCGCGUCACUACUGCUUCUCUACCGACACCCACGGCCGCAUUCUCAACUCAACCUGCCUCCUCGGCCACGUUAUCCGGGAGUUUACCACCGACAGCGUCAGCGCCUGUGGCUCGUCCUGCGUCGAGGAGCCCGGAUGUCGCUCUUUCAACAUCAAGAAAAACGGAGGAGGGAAGAAACUUUGCCAGCUGAACAACAGCACAAGCUCCGAAGACAAGGACAUGUUCCAAGGCACCGGAGAUUUCUGUAUCUACUCAGAAGUUUGCAUUGACUAGAUUUGGACUGUCUUGGAAAGUCGUCAAUGAUGCUUAACUUGAACCUAUAGAAACCAAUUUCGUUUUGGCUGUUCAUCAUUGAAUUUAUUUUGACUUCUAUUUGGAAAUUUGGCAAUGUCAUCAGGAACCCAGCGUUUCGGUUUAGUGCUGAAAGAAAAGAGAAAGUGAGGCGAAAUAAUGAAGUAGAAAAGUACUUAUUUUCUAUAAAUGAAUAUAGCUGGCUCAUUGUUGUGUUUCUUAGAUAUAAAUUAAAUUGUUAUGAUUCCGGAUCGAAACGUUGACUCUAUUUUAUUUUCAACAUGUUGUGUUAAACUAGCUCAAAAACUAUAUAUGACGAGUUUUGCCCUUACCCAACGUGUAUUAAUAAGCACUGUAUGCUCAGUGCUUGUCCGAGAGCUUGC